Anarrhichthys ocellatus (wolf-eel) is the source of this 3698-nucleotide messenger RNA. RefSeq names its product phosphatidylinositol glycan anchor biosynthesis, class F (gene pigf). The coding region runs from base 29 to 688 and encodes 219 amino acids. Gene Ontology annotation, biological process: GPI anchor biosynthetic process. Gene Ontology annotation, cellular component: endoplasmic reticulum membrane. Lineage: Eukaryota; Metazoa; Chordata; Actinopteri; Perciformes; Anarhichadidae. The transcript is spliced from 6 exons. The record is from RefSeq and is a predicted model, not a curated record.
CGGAAGGCAGAUAGUCACGUGCUUCAUCAUGUGGGGCCAUGAAAUCAGAGCCAUGGCGUCCACUCACGCCAUCAUCGCCGCCUCGGUGUUCAUGGCCACCGUUCUACCUGCGGCGCUCGUGCGCGGCUUCUCGGUGUACGGCACUCACCUGCUGUGGCUCUACUCGGUGUCCGGUGCGGUCACCGCGGUCAGUGUCGCCGUCUUCUGGCUGCUCGGCAUCACGCCGCCCACCAAGAAGCACACAGUGGGAUACAAGCUGUCUCGGUUGUUUCGUUCCUGUCUGUACUUCUUCCUGUCGUGCCUGUUCUUCCACACUGUGGUUGUUCUCUAUGGAGCGCCGAUGAUUGAAUCCGCCUUGGAGACUUUCUCCCUAGCUGUGCUGCUGACCUCUUUAACCACACUGAGGUGUCUCUGUGUCCACGGCCCUAAUGUCCAGGCCUGGAUACGAGUAUUCAGCCGGCACGGAGCUAUGUCUGUGUGGGACACCUGUCUACAGAUUACAGUGGCCUGCACUUUGAUAGGAGCCUGGGUGGGAGCCUUUCCUAUACCUCUGGACUGGGACAGGCCUUGGCAGGUUUGGCCUGUUUCCUGCAGUCUGGGCGCUACGAUCGGCUUCCUGACCGGCCUUGUUGCAGCACCCGCGUGGAUCCACUAUCAUCGCAAACACCUCACGUACAAGUGCAAGUGACGGACAGACGUGUGCGUUUCUGUGUUUGUGACCGCGAGGGUAUUUCUCGUAUUCCUUUAACUUUGUACCGGUUAUUUAUUGGGAGCAUUCUCUCCUGUUGCUGCCUGUAAAAGAGGACUUUGUAACAACACGAGACGGUUAUGAGCAAGAUGUACGCAUGGAGGCUCAAUAUGUUCCUGAAGGUUUUUUUGACAUGAAUGAAGCAAUACUUCUUUAUUGGAUUUUUUUUGAUUAAAAGGUUGGAAAUGUUCUCAACAUCAGUCGUUGGAGUGAUUGAAUCCAAAAAUGAUUGAACCUGUAGGUGGUGCUGUUGCAUCACUGUGUGUGUGUGUGUGUGUGUGUGUGUGUGUGUGUGUGUGUGUGUGUGUGUGUGUGUGUGUGUGUGUGUGUGUGUGUGUGUGUGUGUGUGUGCGCGCGCGCGCAACGAGUUUAAAUGAAGAGAAGAAAUCAAGCCUCACUCUCAUUGGGCAAAGUAAUCAGUAUUAUAGUUGGGUGGUCAUUUAUUGAAAGAGUCGUGACGGAAAGUUAAAGACAAAGUGUAAACUCGCUGCAGCGUGUACUUCCAUCCUGACACAGACACACACACACACACUGUAGCCUUUCUUCACCUGCAAGCUGACUACUGAUGAAUACUGUUCCUUAUUAAACAGCCAUUAAUCUCGCUCCAACUCCAUUUCAACUCCCCCUCCUUCUCAUUCCAGCUUUUCACAUCCUCAGGCCACCGUAUCGAUUCACUUUCAUUUUAGGGACAUUAAUUUUCCUCCUUUCAUGCCGCUCGCAUCUCUUAUUCUCGCCUGGAAACCACAAUGAAGCUUGCAUUUUCUGCAUCGCUGUGUCAAACUAUGAAGUAAAUGAGGGAUGUUGUUUGCAGACAGAUGUUUGUAAUACAAAUCCACUCCCGUAAUUACAUGCAGGAAAACAUAUAAUUUGCAGUGUGAGUGGGAUUGGUGGACAUGGUUCUGCACAGUCAGGGGCAUCUGUCCAUUCACACUGUGUUUGAACUGUUACAUAAGGUUAGUUGCUUGGGAAAGGCAGAGAAAAAUAGCCUGAAGGAGAAAAGAGGGAAAAAAAUGCAUUUUCAAAACCUAUAUAGGGGAGAGUGAGAAGCCCACAUGCACUUAUGACACCAAUCAGCACACCUUGUUCCUCCAACUGUUACAUCCAUUAUCCUUGUUUUCCGGUCUUUUUCUCCAACACCUUCUCCAGAGGGCCCCCGGAGAGCAAAGGGUGUCACUGAUUUCAUCUCCAGCCAGCCUGUGGGGUGUGUCAUCACACUGGGCAUGUCACAUCUAGUGAUUUUUGUUGCAAUUCGUUUUCUUUGUUCUAUAUGGGCUGUUCUAAAUCGAUUUAGUGGGAGGACAGACAUCUGUAUGGAGUUGCUUUGUUCGAGUGCUCGACUUUGCGAGAGGUGCUUUCAUCUGCGAGACAAGGAGAAGGCCGUUCGCUCCCGACGCAAAAAGCUACUGCUUCACAAAACACCCUCCCUGUUGAAUCUCAGAGAACUUUAUUUAUUCAUUGUUCUCGGGCUUUGUGAGGAGAGGUAAUUUGUCACUCCUCCAGCCCUCUUCUCUCCCCAGCCUUUCCUGCAAGGCUGUUGUUGAAGGCACGGCAGAGCUGUUGUGUUUCUGCAGAGUGAUAUAUUUUGAAUUAAGACGCAUCCUCUGCUCUCUGUGGUGUAGCACCCAAAAUUAAACCUGGAUGAUCAAUAUUCUUUCGGGGGAGCAUUGAAUCAAAUAACCGUGCAAACAUAUUCCUCAGGCUGCAGGGAACACAACACCCAGCUCUGCAGCUUCUUUAGCUACCAUCUUGGUUUUACAUCUUGCAAAUUAACUGUUAGGUUCAGUCUCCUGACUCACACUGUGUUACCAUGAAUUCGUGAAGAAAACCUUUUUUUGCAUUGCUCCACGGUGCACGGAGAACCCCAAAACAGAGAAAACAAACGUAUUUAUUUAUUCAUAACAUUAUAUUGGAAAUUGGAAAACAAUACCUAUUUUCAAACUAAUUUUUCAUUCUGACUCCACCCAAAAGCCAGAGUACUAAACCAAAAUAGAAAGUGAUUUUCCUAGAAUAAAAGACAAAAAGUAGUAAUACACCAAUGUGAUCAGUGUGCCUCAGCACUGAUCACAUUGGUUUCUUCAACAUUUCGUUUUCGCAUCCGUGCCCCUCUUGAGGAAAUAAUUUUUCUGCUUUUUUACACAUACUUUAUGACAUUUUCUCAUCUUGAUGCAGAGGCACUCUAGUCCCUGAGACUCAUUUUCUCACUGCUGUCUGGGUGCAGUAGCCUAAUACCUUACAGUCUCCUAACAUUGUAGUCAAAUAUAAAUUUGUGAACAAACUGCAGACAAAAUAUAGGAUUUAGGAAAUAUAGGUUUCAUCGUAUACUCAUCCGGUACUGCUGAGAAUGGCUGUGAAGAGGGAUUGCAUUAACCCGACAUGUCACACCCAUCCGCCACAUAACCUUCUCCUCACACUCAUCCACCCCCUCCUCACACACCACUUGCUUCCUGUGUUUUGUCUCUCCCUUUCCCCCAGUUUCCUGUGUGUGUGUGUCUCUGUGUGUGUGUGUGUGUGUCCCCUCUCCUCAUUAACAGUUGGAGUGCUGGGUUAUGAAUGGUAAACAUGUUAUUGCAGAGCUAUCGGGUCUCUCCUGUCAGGUAGGAGAGAAAACAAAAGGAUCCAUUGUGACUGAAGUGGGUUGUCGUGAUGCAAGAAGGAUGGAGGGGUGGAUUUAAGGUUUCAUAUUCAUGAUGAAAGGCAGGUAUGAAGUUUAUUAUCAAAACAAGAUAUUAGGUGCAUCUCAUGACAAGUAAAUGUGAGCACAUAGUGAGGUCCACACUGAAAUAUCUCAACAACCAUUUGAUGGAUUGCAAAAACAUUACGUUUCCCCCCACGGUAUGAACAGUAAACAUUGUUGGCGAUCCUCUGACAUUUCCUCUUGCGCCAUCAUCUUGCCGAUAUUGUAAUUCAUGUCAAAUGUCAAAUACUUCGCUGUAUGUUCAAACACGCACAA